AUGAAGCUUGUAGUGAUUAGAUGUUUCUUUGUAUUUGCUGUCGUUGCGACUCUUUUACAUCUGGAAGCUGUACAAGCUGCAGCUAAAAUACCCGAACCCGCCGCCGCUUUAUCAAAAGUAACGUUUUUGAAGAAACGAUUACAAGGCAUGUAUAUGACGGGCUUGCUAGAAUAA
Molecule: messenger RNA, 174 nt
Organism: Paraglomus brasilianum
Lineage: Eukaryota; Fungi; Glomeromycota; Glomeromycetes; Paraglomerales; Paraglomeraceae
Source: the annotation of a GenBank genome assembly